Molecule: messenger RNA, 774 nt
Organism: Cyprinodon variegatus (sheepshead minnow)
Lineage: Eukaryota; Metazoa; Chordata; Actinopteri; Cyprinodontiformes; Cyprinodontidae
Product: transforming growth factor beta receptor type 3-like
Exons: 4
Coding region: 127-759 (210 amino acids)
Source: RefSeq, a predicted model, not a curated record
AGCUGGAGCUUGAAGGUGACUUCCUGUAGACCUAUUUACAGGAGGAAAAUCUUUGUGAAACAGAGAGAAAGCUGUGCAGCUCACCCACCUACAUCCUACCGGAGGCUGCAGGAAAAAACAGAAAAGAUGGCCCAAAGAUCCGGCAUUCCUUCGAUGCUUCUGGCAUUAUGCUGCCUGACGUCUGCAGGGCCAGUGUCGCGCGUUCCGUGUGAGCUGCUGCCGGUCGGGGCAGGUCACCCGGUGCAAGCCGUGGUGCAGAGCUACGCUAUCCUGUCAGGCUGUGCAACUAACGGCACCAUGAGCCUGCCUGAGGAGGUGCACGUCAUCAACCUGAGAAGACAUGCCGCCGGGGGCCCAGACAGCGCUCCAGCAAGAGUUGAGCUGCAUCUCAGGCCCGUCCACUCCAUACGCCCGCACCAAAAGCCUUUAGUCUUUGUGCUGAACUCCCCCCAACCGGUGGUGUGGAAUGUGAAGGCGGAGAACCUGGCCACGUUCAACCGACAUACCUUUCAUGUACCACGGGGCUCAGAGGUUCGCUCUAAGCAGGCAAACUUCUCCUUCGACACAGAGAUCCAGGAGAGCCUCCCUGAAGGCAACGAGCACCUCCUCCGCUGGGCUAGGAGGAAAUACGGGGCCGUCACCUCUUUCACCGAACUCAGGAUCACACAAGACAUCCACAUCAAAGUUGGAGAAGGUGAGGUCUCCAAACGCAGCUCGGUCAUGUUGCUUUUUAUUUUUAUUUUUAAGGAGAACCAGUGAAACUUAACGUUUUAU